This is a messenger RNA of Dermacentor andersoni, 1481 nucleotides long. NCBI's taxonomy places the organism in Eukaryota, Metazoa, Arthropoda, Arachnida, Ixodida, Ixodidae. The record is from RefSeq and is a predicted model, not a curated record.
AUGCCCCUCUUGUUCACAGUUAUUGCAUUCUCAAGCCUCGAGGAAAGGGGUGCCAACCGCGAACUCGAGGAGUGCUCGCCCUCGCCGGACGACGUCGCGAUCGUCAUGUUCACCAGCGGCUCGUCGGGCACGCCCAAGGGCGUCAUAGUGUCGCACAGGAACCUCGUCUCAGCCAUGAACGACUUCGUCAGCAUGUGCGACCAGUAUGGGGCGUACACUAGUGACGACGUCUAUCUCGCCUACCUGCCCAUGGCUCACAUGCUCGAGCUGGCGACCGAGAUGCUUCUCUUGGGUGCCGGUGCGCGCAUCGGCUACUCGUUCCCGCUGACCAUCACCGACUCCAGCGCCGUGGCCAAGGGUUGCCAAAGAGACGUGACCCUUUUGCAGCCUAUUAUACUUGUCUACCUGCCUCUCAUAGCAGACCGCCUUCGCAAGGGCGUCAACGAGGUCGCCACGUCGAAGGGGCCCCUUUUUCAAGGCCCUAACCUGCGCCGUGGCGAGUACCACGACGCAGACAACACCAGGGCAGACCACGUGGGUCCGCCACUUCCCUGCUGCUACAUGAAGCUAGUCGACUGGGACGAAGGCAACUACCGGACGACGGACAAGCUCAACUCUCGCGGCGAGAUCGUCGUCGGUGGCCCCUGCGUCGCCAAGGGCUACUUCAAGAACGAUGAGCUCAUGAAGGAGUCAUUCAAGGAAGAAGGCGGCAUCCGCUGGUUCUACCCUGGAGGCAUCGCAGAGAUCUUCCCCGACGGAACGCUCAGGAUCGUGGAUCGCAAGAAGGACCUGGUCAAGCUGCAGUUCGGCGAGUACAUCUCGCUGGGUCGCGUCGAGUCGGUGCUGAAGACAUGCCCGCUCGUCGACAACUUGUUCGUGUACGGCAACUCACUGCAUACAUACCUCGUGGCGUUCGUGACUCCCAACUACCAACAUCUCCAGCUCAUUGCGCGAGAUCUUGGCAGGGGCGAAGAAGUGUCCAACGUCUGCUGAGAGAACUGUGUCAGGACACCGAGGUAGCCAAGGCCGCCGAGGAGGAGAUUCUGGCGUACGCACACUUAAGCGACCUGUUGAAGACAGAGGUUCCGGCAAGGUUGAAACUGUGCGCCGAAGAAUGGACGCCGGACUCGGGGCUUGUGACAGCCACGUAUAAGAUUCGUAGGAAGCCCCUGCAAAGCUUCUACCAGCAGGACAUCGAUGCGAUGUACCGGUCAUCGGAGCAGAGCAGACUACGUCGUGCGUGAGAUUGUGCGAGCAUGCACAUACGAUUCGGAAGACCAUGUGGUGCGCGUGUCUGUGAUGUUGAAAAGCUGAAAACGGACAGAAAACAGCAGAUACCAGGCAGGGACGUUCUCAUCGUCGCAUAAAGAGUGCUACAAGGGUUAACGUGUAUACUUCCCAGGAGAUGUAUAACAUUACCGUAUUUUCUUUUCUUCAUGAAACCAAAAAUGUGGACUGAAUAAAGAGCCCCACUCACUAAA